UGUGGGUUGAUCUGUCAAAAUCGGGACUGUCCUGCUAAAACCAGGACAGUUGGGAGGUAUGGGAAUGGUAGACUGUGUACCAACACUCAAGCCCCCAAUGAUGUCACUUACAGAAUAAUGAUGACGGCACUUUGGUUUUAUGGUUGAGCAGCAGGUUGGGUUGCACAUAAAAGUUACCCACACAGGUCUCUUACUCUACCUUUGUGAAUUCCUCUCCAGUGUAUAUAACUGUACACUGCAAGUUAUUUUCACAGCAAUAUGUGGCAAUGCUUUAUACUCUUUGGGGCUCAUGAAAAAUGGGCAGAUAAGAAUAAAUACAAAAUUAUGUGUUUAGUACUGUGCCAAAGUCUUUGUGCCCGGCCUCAAAAUUUGUGUGCAUGCACACAAGAGCACAGCUUAGCGGGAUCAUUGUUGGUUGCUAUGGGUUACCGUACCUCUGCAAAUUUUGGGUUCUUGGUUACGUAUGGUGGAUUGGCUGUAAGGUCCACUAUAUAGUUAUAGGUGGCAAAACAGUCAAAUAGGGGCUUGCCUAUCUGUUUAGAUGUCUUGCUCGAUAUAAGUGAAAGAGGCAGCUGGUUUUGCAGUCAGUAUUCACCAAUUAGGGACUAAAUCAGCUGGCAUGACAGCGUUAUGGUAGUUGUUACUGGGUCCACCAUGGAAGUGAGCCUUUGUGUGCCACAGUAAUUGUGGUACAGAAGCCCUAAGAAAUAUAGAGAAUGAGUGUUUGGCAUUACUACAUUCUCUUUGCUAAGGGUUUGUGUGUGUCACUCACUGUGUGACAGUUGCUUAGUGCUCAUUCUUUCUACACACCAAUGCUGCUGAACCCAAUCCUUACCUAUUAUCUCUAGGCACACCUUAUUCACUGUUAGCAAGUGUACAUAAAGAACAGGGUGCAGGACUGGGUGGAAAUGUUCACAGUUAGCUUUCCAUUUGGUUUCACAUGACAGUCUUGUGUUCACUACUUUUCUAGUACUUCCUGACAGUACUGAAGACUUCUACAGAGACAGGCUGUACUUGUCUUGUCUUCUACAGCUUGAACGGUUCUAUGGAAUUCUAAGAGUGUCAAUAUGAGGAGGGCAUUUCUCAAGGCUGAGAUCUUUGUCUUGCUUGCUGUUGGAAUAUUGUCCCUCCUUUUUAUCCUCCGGGAAAAUGAAAAUGAUCAACUAGUGUUAGAAGAAAUUGAGGAACGUUCACCUAAUCGUCUUGCAGAUACUAUUGACACUACUGAAUCACCCAUUCUAAAACUAGAGUGGAAUUCCAGGUGUAAACCGAAUGAUUCUGUUGAAAGUAUUAGUGGGUUCUCUGUUUUGCCGCCUCAUAUAAAAGAUUUCUUAAAAUACAGGCAUUGCAGAAGUUUCCCCCUAAUUAUUGACUCUCCAAAUAAGUGUGAUGGUCCGUCUGCAUCCAAAGGAGUUUUCUUGCUGCUUGCAAUUAAGUCUUCCCCUGGUAACUAUGAAAGAAGGGCUGUUAUUCGACAGACUUGGGGAGCAGAAGAGACCUACGGGACUGCUAAGGUGAGGACGAUAUUUAUAUCAGGGAUUCCAAAGGCAGAUAAGGAAGUAAAAAGGAUGAGUAAACUGCUGAAGAUUGAGAGCCAGAAAUUUGGUGACAUUUUACAAUGGGAUUUUCAAGACACUUUCUUUAACCUAACUCUAAAGCAGCUCCUGUUUCACCAGUGGUUAGACAACAACUGCCCAGGAGCCAACUUUAUUUUCAAUGGAGAUGAUGAUGUCUUUGUGAACACCUUCAAUGUAAUUACCUACUUACAGGGACUUAGAGAGAAUGGAGCAGAUAAACAUCUCUAUGUUGGGCAGCUGAUUGCAAAUGUAGGUCCUGUCCGGGAGUCACAGAGCAAGUAUUACGUACCAGUACAGGUUACCACUUCCAAUUCCUACCCAAAGUAUUGUGGAGGAGGAGGAAUUCUUAUGUCUAGAUUUACUUGCCUUUCCAUCUCCAAUCAGUCAAAAAGCAUACAACUUUUCCCAAUCGAUGAUGUGUACCUUGGCAUGUGCCUUGAAAAGGCAGGCUUAGUGCCAGCUUCCCACAUGGGAAUGAGGACAGUAGGGGUGAAGGUCCCUUCUGCCACAUUGGAUUCUUUUGAUCCUUGUUAUUAUAGGGAGCUUCUUAUGGUACAUCGUUUUGUGCCUUAUGAGAUGAUAGUCAUGUGGAAUGCCAUACAAGACCCCAAAGUAGACUGUGGCCAAAGACAUACUAUCUACAUUGGCGUAUGAUAAACAUUUUCUUUGUGAUCAAGGGUUUUGCACCUCUGACAUAAAUGGUUUACAAAUGAAGCACUGCUGAUGGAUUAAGAAAAUAUUUGGACCACAAACAAAGGAAUUUAAAAGGAAAGACGUUCUAUGAUUUGAUUGCACAGCUCAACCACUAUUCCAUGACCCCCCCCCCCAAAAUAAUAAAUAUUCUCAACUGUUUGCUAGGCUGAAGCUGGCUGUGCUUUCCUGGAAAAUGAACUCAACUGCUGCCAGUACAUUGUCAUUUGCACUUGAACAUGACCAAAAAAAAAAAAACCUAACUAAAGAACCAAAAAAAUCUCUUAA
This is a messenger RNA of Xenopus laevis (African clawed frog), 2555 nucleotides long. It is a transcript of the gene b3gnt3.2.S, whose product is annotated as UDP-GlcNAc:betaGal beta-1,3-N-acetylglucosaminyltransferase 3, gene 2 S homeolog. NCBI's taxonomy places the organism in Eukaryota, Metazoa, Chordata, Amphibia, Anura, Pipidae. The transcript is spliced from 2 exons. The record is from RefSeq and is a predicted model, not a curated record. Bases 1068 to 2231 code for a protein of 387 amino acids.